AUGUCUUGGGAAAAGAUCGCCAAAGCGAAGCAAGCGGCUCUUGCGGAAUCAAUUCCGUCCGAGUAUCGCAUCCCCAAGGACCUUCUACCACCGGAUUCGCAACUCGAUGUUACACCGUGGCCCAAACAAUCAGGCUGGUUAACAGUGAAAGAGUUGGAGAUUACAGAGAGUACUGCAUCGACUAUAUUGCAGAAGAUUGCGUCGAAAGCAUGGACUUCGGAAGAUGUGACGAAGGCAUUCUGCAAACGCGCAGCAGGAGGGCACCAACUCACAAACUGCUUGACUGACUUCUUCCCUGAUGAGGCCAUCAAAAGCGCUGCAGCUCUCGACGAUCAUCUACAGCGAACUGGAAAGGUCGUUGGGCCUCUCCACGGCCUCCCAAUCUCGCUCAAGGACAACUUCAACAUCAAAGGCAAAGACAGCACAGUGGGCUUCACCUCUCUAGUCGACCAGCCUGCGGAGUAUAAUGCCACGCUUGUCGAUAUACUGCAAGGAUUGGGCGCAGUGCUUUACUGCAAGACCAACGUGCCCACAGCCAUGAUGAUCGCGGAGUCUGUCAACAACACCUUCGGUCGCACUAUCAACCCACUCAACCGCGCCCUUACUUCCGGCGGCUCAUCAGGCGGAGAAUCCGCACUCAUUGCAUUUGGCGGCAGUCCGCUCGGUGUUGGUACAGAUAUCGGAGGCAGUCUGCGCAUUCCCGCGGCAUGCACUGGGAUCUUCACGCUCCGCCCUAGUCACGGCCGCUUCACAACACAAAGAUGCCGGUCAGGGCUUGCUGGUCAAGAGGCGGUCAAGAGUGUUAACGGGCCGAUGGCCAGGACGUUGGAGGAUAUCACGAUGUAUUCGAAAGCUGUCAUUGAUGCGAAGCCUUGGCUGGUCGAUCCUACGAUGCUGCCAAUACCAUGGCAGCCUGUUGAGCCGAAACCAAAGCUCAAGAUUGCUGUCAUGUGGAACGAUGGGAUAUGCACACCCACACCGCCUGUUACGCGCGCUCUGAAGGAGACGGUGCAAAAGCUAAAGAACGCAGGCCAUGAGCUGGUCGACUGGGAUCCAAAGCAACUCCACUUGAAGGCUCUGCAACUCCUGGGUCGUAUGUUCGUGGCAGACGGCGGCAAGAGCGUCGAGGCACUACUGAAGCCCACCGGCGAGCCGUGGCGACCAGAAAUGAAAAUGUACGAAGACGCAACCGAGCUCGGCACGCUAGAUAUGUGGAAGCUGCAUCUGGAGCGUACCGAAUUGCAGCGACAAUAUCUUGAGCAGUGGGUGUCUUACGACGGGCUCGAUGCCAUCUUGUGCCCGACAGCGCCGUAUCCAACUGUCAAGCACGGCGACUUCAAGUACGUCGGCUAUACCGGUGUGUACAAUGUCGUCGACUACUCGGCCGUCUCGUUCCCCAGCGGCGUUACUGUAGAAAAGGCUGUGGAUACUCCGGCUGCCGAAUACAAGGCACAAAGCGAAUUCUGCCAGGCUGCUCACGAUAGCUACGAUGCCGAGGCGUUGCAUGGGAUGCCGGUAAGUCUGCAGCUUGUUGCACAGAGGCUCGAGGAAGAGAAGGUUCUCGCUAUGACUGCGACUGUGCUGCAGACACUCUAG
Molecule: messenger RNA, 1596 nt
Organism: Didymella exigua CBS 183.55
Lineage: Eukaryota; Fungi; Ascomycota; Dothideomycetes; Pleosporales; Didymellaceae
Product: acetamidase
Exons: 3
Coding region: 1-1596 (531 amino acids)
Source: RefSeq, a predicted model, not a curated record